UGUCUCUUUACUUCUUUGUCAUGUUGUCAGUUCGUCACGAAUUUUUUCAUUGUCUCGUAGUGUAUCGCUGUGAUUUUUGUGCUCGUACGAUAUAAUACGAUUGUUAAAAGGAAAUAGCAGCAUAUGGACUGGGCUGAAAACCUGAAAGUGUUAUUUAGAGUUUGCUAAAAAUUGUGUGACAAGUUCGUCUGGCCCACAUCGUUUGUUUGAUGAACAGUUAUGUGAUUGUGAGUACAGUUUUAGAGCUUCCAAAUCAAUAAAUUUGUUGUUAAGUGUUGGACGUGCGGCUGUGGAGGCUGGAGUAUCGUUCUCGUGUGUUGUUGGGGUAGGGUGGAUGGAAAUGUCCGGGGUCCGCUCGGGACGAGUGGCGAAGGUGAAGCGAAGAGUGAAGACCCGGCGAGGACUGUAAGGUGCAUGUCUCAGUGACAGGCGCCGGCACCGCCCGCCGCACUGCCGGGAUACUUUGGAAUGAAAUGUGCUGAGAAUGAUGGCAAUAAUGCAGGACGGAAAUAACGAGGAGUUACCGAAGGAGUUCGUGGAGGGGGGCCGCACGGGGCGUAGGAACGCCAUGCCCGACAUCCUGCACCCGCCGGAGGCCCACACCACCACCGCUGACUUGCCGGCGCGGCUGCAGCAACUCGCCACCACUGACCCAGACAACCCGCAACCGGGUCCGUCGACGUCACAACCCGAGCAGAAGACAGACGAGCCACAGAAGGAGAGCGGCAGUUGAACUGUCUCACUCACACACAGGACUUGUCCAAAGCUAAAGUAAUCUCAGGUAUAGUAUUACGAAACGAUGAUGUAGCCCCACCAAUAGAAUAUGGUGUACAAAAUUAGAUGUUAACUCGUACGAAGAUUCGCAGCUAAUAUAAGGCUGUUAAGUGUAGAUAAUUGGGCUCGAAUCGCGAUUUUGUCUUAGUUGUUUAAGUAAUUUUUAAUUUUGGUGAGUUUUGAAGUUGACGGAGAAUGUACACGGGUCAAAAUUGUAAUUCCUCACAAUCCAAAAAACUGUAUAUCUCUAACAUCUCUGAUUUUUAUCAACAUGAAUAAUGUAUCAAGAAACUUCUGCACAUACUUAUCCGUAAAAAAACUCUUUGAAUUCUCGCAAACUCUUCUGCGUGCCGGAAGCAAUUUGUUUUAAAAGUCCUUGAAAUAACAUUGCCAUUUUCUCAACUUUCAUAGCACAUACUAUCGUUAUUCAUGUAUGGUAAUAUAAUUGGUUGUGAAACCUUUUCAAACGACAUCGAUUUUCCCGUUUCGUCAUAUUAUGUAAAACAGUGAAUUCGUAUACAUACACAUUGGCUUUCAGAAUUUUAUUCGUCGCUCCUAACUUAGGGGGAAAUAGAAGUUUUCACAAUUUAUUUGUCAAUUCGCACAAGUCAAAUUGCUUUUUAAGUUAAGCAAAAAAAAAAUUGUUACGAUUUGGACGUGUGAAGGUGGAGAACCUCGUACGGGUAUGACGCGGAUUUGAGGCUACCAAUUUAUAUUGGAUAAUUCAACAAAGUUGUUUUUUGGCCCAGUUUAAGUUGGUCUGACCCGCCCCGUACCCACUCGAGUUUAGAGUAAAUGGCUAUUUUAUAGAAAAGGUAAGCGUGUUCAGAAACUUGAGUUUAGAUUCCGACUCCGUCAGCAUUCUCUGUCAAGUUUGAAAUGCGGUUGUCUAACACCCUUAUUCUAAGAUGUGUAUUCGAAACUUCCUCCACUCGACUCUGCCUUGCUGAGAAUUUUGGUAUUUUAAGUUGACAUUAACGUCCUCGACUUGAGGACUUUCCUCACUGGAGUCGAGCAUACCGUAUUGCCAACAAAAUAAUACGAAAAUAAUGACGUCAUGCAGUACUGGAGUAUACUCGAGAUCAGGUUGAGGCAUUCUCCAAGAAUACUAGUUUUGAGCUGAUUUCGAGGUCUCCCUUAAAGUCUCAACUGACUUCGAGUAAAUAUCUUCGAAUACUGGUGUAAAACUAAUGUAUGACUUCGUCGUCUCUCAAUUAAUGAACAAAUAAUGUAGAUUAGAAUAGCAACACUCAAUUGUGUGAAUACGUAACGUACUUUUUAAAGAAGUUGUAAUUUUCAUUGUGUAAAUUGUAUUUGAGUUUUCAAAAAAGCGAACCUCGUAGCAUUUAAAAUUUGUGGUAGCUAUUAUGUAAUUGACAAAGUGACACCAGUUUGAUAAUAACUAUUGUAUUUUUUACAUGAAACUUCGGUGGCAACUUUGGAAAUCCAUGAUGUAGUGUAAGAUAUGCAAUUUGAGAAAUAAAAAGUAUUGUUUCAAACCUUAAAAGCAAAGAUAUAUAUUUUUCCGCUCUGUCGGUCGGAUAUGGGGUGGAAGCUAAUGUACCUACCUAAUAAAAUUCACUUGCAUAGGUAGCAUAGGCGGAUCGGGGGCUGUCAUUACCCCCUGGGCGACAGGUUGGGUCAUGGGUGGCAAUUUUAUCCAAUCUUCUACGAAGAUAGGUUGUCUGCGACCUGGUAACCUCUCCCCCCUGUCGUAA
Pectinophora gossypiella (pink bollworm) is the source of this 2492-nucleotide messenger RNA. RefSeq lists its product as uncharacterized. The record is from RefSeq and is a predicted model, not a curated record. Gene Ontology annotation, molecular function: cAMP-dependent protein kinase inhibitor activity. Gene Ontology annotation, biological process: negative regulation of cAMP-dependent protein kinase activity. Gene Ontology annotation, cellular component: cytoplasm; nucleus. The coding region runs from base 485 to 733 and encodes 82 amino acids. Lineage: Eukaryota; Metazoa; Arthropoda; Insecta; Lepidoptera; Gelechiidae. The transcript is spliced from 4 exons.